Cyanidioschyzon merolae strain 10D is the source of this 1488-nucleotide messenger RNA. RefSeq lists its product as hypothetical. The record is from RefSeq and is a predicted model, not a curated record. Lineage: Eukaryota; Rhodophyta; Bangiophyceae; Cyanidiales; Cyanidiaceae. Bases 1 to 1488 code for a protein of 495 amino acids. The transcript has a single exon.
AUGCAGCUACCCGAGACGCCGAUGUGGCAGCAGGUGCUGCAGCGCGUCCUCACGGAGCUAGAAACCCUUCGAAUCGUGCACACCUGCCGCUCUGCGAGCCUGUACGAAGACGAUCGGAUAUGGACGCUGAUUCCAGCCCACUUUCGUGAGCAGAUCUCGGACAGUACCAGCGCUGUGUUGCAGCAAGAGGGCGCUGCGCUGGCGGACGCACUGCUAGUACCUUUCGUCCACACGCCCGAGUCUACGACGUUUUUAGAACAGAAGGACGAUCUCAAAACAACGCUGGAACUUGCUUACCAGCGCCUACCUCGAAGAAAAGCGCUACAAGUUCGGAAACUCGCGCCCCGCAUGGGACAGCUUCUGGACCAGCUGGUAUGUUUCGCGGAUCACAACGAGGAGCAUCUGCAGCUCGUGGAGGUAGGUUGCGGACGUGGUCUUGUUUCCCAGACCCUGAGCGUUGCACUUGGGGCGCAGCGAGGACGCCACUGCCUCGACAUCCUCGGCAUCGAACAGGAUCCGCGUUUGUGCGCGCUGUUCCGCCGCCGUUGGGCGCGUGCGCCUCAGCAGGUCGAGGCAGCGCGCUGCGCCGUUCGACACGCACGUAUCGAGUGUGCGGCGGAUAUUGCGCGGCAUGCGUGUCUUGCACGCGAACUUUGUGACAAUGUCACGCAUCGCAGCGUGAUCCUGGCGCUGCACGGAUGCGGUGCGUUAUCUGCGUAUGCGUUGCGCACGCUUGACUCGGAGCGGUGCACACUCCAGCCUGAAGCAGUGAUCUGUAUUGGUUGCUGUUAUCAUAAGCUCCGGUGUCGGGAUGCAGUCGCGGAGUUGGUGCCGGAUGAAGCAGCUUGUGUGGAGUUUCCGCUCUCUCGUUGGCUUUCGCAGCUGGAGGGGUUUACGUUCAGCGCGCUGGCCUAUGGUGGCGAUGCGCUGAUGAAUCGGAGUUCUUUGUAUCUGGCUAGCACGGAUGCAACGGCACUGCGCAAUCCGAAUGCGAUGCAUGCGCAGAAAAUCCUUCGGCAGCAUCACUAUCGAGCGAUGCUACAAGUGGUGCUGAGCAGCCUGGCUACCGCGGGGGAUGCGGAGCUCAGGCGGCGCGCGCAGAUGCUCCUCGAAGCCGAGCGGGACCCGCGCUGGGCGCUUCUACGUCGAAUGGGUAAGCGUAUUGACCAGUUCAACGAUUUCGCGGCCUAUGCGAGAGACGGCCUAGAGUGCCUGCAACUGCCUUUUGAUCCAGAAUUGGUGCAGGAGAUUGCGGCGAAAUACGAUACGCCGCUGCAUCGACAUCGAUGUUUCGUGUUUUGGACCUUGUGUGGCAGGUUGGCGCCCCUGCUCGAAGCACUUGUCCUACUAGAUCGCGUUGUUUACGCCCAAGAGUGCGGGUAUCAUGCGUGGAUUGAGGCGGCGUUUCCAGCAGAGGCGUCGCCCCGUAACAGGGCCAUUAUUGCGGUUCGUAGACAAGUCGCAGAUCGAUGUGCUCGCGCCGCAUGA